GGAGAACGUGAAAGUGCAAAGUUCUUUCCAAAUACUCCAGCGAAAAUUUGCUCAUGGAAAAGGAUAAGGAAAUAUAUAUAUAUUUCCAGUGCUAGUGACUGAAGCGCCCUGAAGUUAUCCAGAGUGUUUUGAGCAGUCUUCCCGAAACGCACGCACGCCGUACAAAAACGCGAUGCAUUUUGGCUAAAAAACGAUCAAGCACAUCGUCCCAUGUUUACCUAACACCAUGCGCCAGAUGGUGUAUGGAAAUGAACACAACUCGCUUGGAAUCGAUAUGGAUUCGUUAGCUGAGCUGUCUUGUGAGUCGAUGAGUAUAAUGGCUGCACCAAACGUGGUUAGCAGUGGCAACAAACGGAAACAAAACAGCUCCACCCAACCAGAGCUUGCGACGCUGUCCCGUGAGGAACGAAGAAGACGCCGGAGAGCAACUUUAAAAUACCGAACAGCACAUGCGACCAGAGAGCGUGUUCGAGUGGAAGCGUUCAACGUGGCGUUCACAGAACUAAGGAAAUUGUUACCAACCUUACCUCCCGAUAAAAAGCUUUCGAAGAUCGAAAUCUUGAAACUUGCUAUAUGUUACAUUGCAUAUCUAAACCACGUCCUAGAAGCAUAACAAGAAAAACUUAGUUGAUUUUUAUUUGAGUUGUUUUUUGUAUAUAGUAAUUUAUGUUUGCAUGAAAGAGAAAAAAAAUAAAACACUAAACUUUUUGUUAAACUUUUUUACGCGUUGGCGCUUCGCCGGGUCUGGUGGCGCAGUGGUUAGCGUGGUAGCCUCUCACCCCAGUAUGGCCUGGGUUCAAUUCCAGACGGACCCGGUGGCAUUUUUCGAGACGAGAUUUGCCUGAUCACGCCUUCUAUCGGAUGGGGAAG
Messenger RNA from Culex quinquefasciatus (southern house mosquito), 870 nucleotides. RefSeq names its product helix-loop-helix protein 1 (gene HLH4C). Gene Ontology annotation, molecular function: RNA polymerase II cis-regulatory region sequence-specific DNA binding; protein dimerization activity; DNA-binding transcription factor activity, RNA polymerase II-specific. NCBI's taxonomy places the organism in Eukaryota, Metazoa, Arthropoda, Insecta, Diptera, Culicidae. Gene Ontology annotation, biological process: regulation of transcription by RNA polymerase II. The coding region runs from base 227 to 613 and encodes 128 amino acids. The record is from RefSeq and is a predicted model, not a curated record. The transcript has 4 exons.